Messenger RNA from Cuscuta campestris, 1153 nucleotides. The record is from the annotation of a GenBank genome assembly. NCBI's taxonomy places the organism in Eukaryota, Viridiplantae, Streptophyta, Magnoliopsida, Solanales, Convolvulaceae.
AAAACAACACUACCACUGAAUUUGCAGCUACUAACAAGGGUCAGGGUACCCAAAUUAGAGCCACACCAACCACUGGAUGACCAGGCAAUGCCUCACCAUUGGGGAUGGAUCGGGCCAUGGCCUCAUCCGCCAUGAUGCCAUGAGCAAUAUCAAUGUUUCCUAUGUCAAGGCCAACAACGAUCCCGCGUGUGAUGUUCCUAAUGAACAUGUUGUAGACCCGACAAAUGCGUGGUGGACUGGGAAUGUAGUGGCAAUGAAUGAGAUGGGGGUGGGUGGAGGAGGGGAUCCAGAACUGCAUCUCAUGAGGAACAGUGGCGAGGAAGAAGAUGAAGAAGAGAAGAGAAGGGAGCAAGAUUUCAUGGCGGACACCAGCAGUGAUGGGAAUAACCAUGAAUUGAACCCUACUGUGGGGCAGGGGGCACUUGUCAUCUCUGAACCGGGCAGCUCCGGCCGCCGCCCCCGGGGCCGGCCUCCCGGAUCUAAGAACAAACCCAAACCCCCAAUUGUGAUCACCAAGGAAAGCCCCAAUUCCCUCCACAGCCAUGUCCUGGAGAUCAGCAGUGGGAGUGACAUAGUGGACUGCAUCUCCACCUUCGCCCAGCGCUGCCACCGCGGCGUGUCGGUGCUGAGCGGCACCGGGGUGGUGGCUGACGUCACUCUCCGGCAGCUCAAUGCCCCGGAGGGCGUGGUGACGCUGCACGGGAAGUUUGAGAUACUGUCCUUGUCGGGGGCGUUUUUGCCGUCCCCGUCGCCCCUCAGGACCACGGGGCUGACCGUUUACUUGGCGGGCGGGCAGGGGCAGGUGCUGGGAGGGAAUGUGAUGGGGGCGCUGGUGGCUUCCGGUCCGGUGGUGGUGAUUGCCGCCACGUACAUGAACGCGGCCUACCAAAGGCUGCCACUGGAGGUGGAGGAGGAGGAGGCGGUGCCGCCGCAUCAUCCGGCGGACGAAGGCCGGAUGGGAGGAGGAGGGGCGGUGGAGAUUGCCCCGUCGGCCCCACAUUCUCAUCCUUUGGUUGAUUCGUUGUACAACUUGCCACCCAACUUGUUGCACAAUGCCCAAAUUGCCCAUGAAGCGGCGGCCCAUUGGCGCCCUCCUCCGCCGCCGUAUUAAUCUAACAGGGGCGAGGGAGAUUCGCUCAUCUUCUCCCCCCCU